Molecule: messenger RNA, 2530 nt
Organism: Paramacrobiotus metropolitanus
Lineage: Eukaryota; Metazoa; Tardigrada; Eutardigrada; Parachela; Macrobiotidae
Product: cell division cycle protein 23 homolog
Exons: 4
Coding region: 360-2270 (636 amino acids)
Biological process (GO): cell division
Cellular component (GO): anaphase-promoting complex
Molecular function (GO): protein binding
Source: RefSeq, a predicted model, not a curated record
CCAGUGCUGCUGCCAUUUAGCAAGCGAAGCUGGUGUUUGUGACUUUGACUGGUAGGUGAUUUGGAAAUAAAACCGAAUCGCACGCAUGAUGCCUAGAAGCCGCUGCCUGGAUUAACAGUUUGUGUUUCUCGAUUUUCCGUUUUUGACUAGGUUUCUAGUAAUUUUUCCAGCUUCUUCACUUUUCCGAAUGUUUAGUCUUUGAACACAGCUCUCAUUUGUGGAGCGAGUUCUGAUUUUCGUCUGACAGCAGUCAUAACAUGGAGACCUCCUGAUCUUCCCCUGGAACGUUAACUGUGCAACCCAUUUUUUUAUCUGUCGCACGCGGUGUUUUCCCUUCUGAUCGCUCCUCCGACUCCAAGAUGAGCAAGAAGAAGUCCCUUUCGGCCUCCUCCCUGAGCCUGAGUCUGCCCUCCCCCGGGGACCCCUCCGUGGAGGAGAUCCCGCUGCCUUUAAUCCUGCGGCAGUCCUCCUACGCCGACAUCAAGACGGACCUGUUGCACUCCAUGCGGCGCUCCUCCCGCCUGUGCCUGCUGCAGUCGCAGAAGUGGGCGGCGGAGAUGCUGCGGCCCCUCCACAAGAUCAAGCUGCGCCCCGGGGUGCUGGCGGGGAUCAAGAGCCCCGUGGAGGGCGAGCAGGGGGAGGCCAAGUUCUGCGCCAAGCACUCCGCCUACCCCGCCAUCCUCAACGCCAUGCGCCGCUUCCAGUACGGGGAAGCGAUGGGAUACGCCCGGAUGCGCAGGAGCGAGUUCCGCCACUUCCCCGUGCUCCGCUUCUUCUACUUCUUCAACAAGUACCUCCACGGCCAGGCGCAGUGUCUCCAGAAUGCCCCGCAUCCACUGGAAUUUGAAUCCGUCGCCGAGACCGAUGUGCUCUAUUUGCAGAAUCUCCGUGGUGAGAUCAAAGAGGAGCUGGUGCAGCAGGGACUGGACCCGUUGAUGCGCUAUUUGUACGCGGUGAUCCUGCGGCAGUUGGGCUCGCAUUCGUUGGCCUGCGAGCAGUUGAUCGAAGCCAUCUCUCAUGAGCCGCGCCUGUGGUGUUUCUGGUUCGAGUUGGCCGACUGCAUUUUAACCCGUCGUGAUCUGGAGUUGAUCCUGCCGCGGUUGAGACCCCACUGGAUGCGGGACGUGUUCCUGGGGCGUUGCUACUACUUGCUGAACAUGACCGAGGAGGCCUUGGGCGUCUGCAAGUACCUGCGCCGCUCCUUGCUGGCCAACACGCCCCCCGUCCUGGCCCAACUGGCCCGCGUCGCCUACAACCGCAAGGACACCCUCGACACCGUCAAACUCAUGGACAAGCUCAGGCAUUUGUAUCCGGCCCGGCUGGACGACAUGGACUUCUACUCCAACGUCCUCUACGUCCGCGGCGAUAAGGUGCGCACCGAAAAAACGCGACUGGCGCGUUUAGCGCGCGAUCUGCACGAGAUUGACCGGUUGGCGCCGGAGACGAACGUGGCGGUGGGCAACUACCUGGGUCUGCGCGACCAGCACGACCGCGCCGUCGAGCACUUGACGCUGGCGAUCCGCGCCGUCCCCGAUUUAGCCCAGGCCUGGCUCUUCCUGGGGCACGAGUAUCUGGAGCUGAAGAACCAGCCGCGGGCGGUGGCCUGCCUGCAGCGGGCCGUGCAGGUGGACCCGCGCGAUUACAGGGCCUGGUUCGGACUGGGCAAGGUGCACGAGAGCGACAAGAAGUACUCGCUGGCCAUUUUGUACUUCCAGCGAUCAGCCGACAACGCCUUCCACGACCCCAAGCCCUGGUGUGCGCUCGGGGAUGUCUUCGUCAAGCUCAACCAGCCGGAAGACGCCGCUCGCGCCUACUGGCAGUCGUACCAGAACGGCGACAAGGAGGACGGGGCCAUGGGGAAGCUGGGUCGGGUGUUGAUUAAGAGCGAUGCUGCGAAGGCGGCCAUCGCGUUCCAGCGCUACAUCGCCGCCUGCGAGGAGGUGGUCGUCAAAGGCAAGGAGGACGUUAAUCGCAGUGUCUUCGCGGCGGAGCUGGGCGAGGCCUACUUGUUCUUGGCCCGACAGCAGCUGGAGGCCGGGAACACGGCGGAGGCCAGGGCCUGGGCCAGGAAGGCGCUGGGGAUCAGCGGGAUGGCCAAGGCCGUCUCCGAGUUCCUCCUGCGCGUCGACGGGAAGACGGAGCACGAGCGCAGCGUCAACAGCGACGCCAGCGCCAUGGAUCUCAACGUCACCGACAACUCCGCGGGCGUCGGGAUGGAGGGACUCAUCAGCGACGACGAGGAGAACCUCCCCUCCACCAUUGCCAGCUAAUCUACUUGCUGUAAUUUUUGUACUCGUACUUGUCAUGAUGGCACUUCGUUCAGCUUUUAAGCCAUGUACAGCGUAAGACCAAAGCUGUUGCCAUCGGUCAGUUUGUGUGCGGUUCGAAAAUCUAAGAAACUGUUAACGAAAGCACAACAAAAUUCACCUAAUCCUUCCAGUCCAGUGUAUAGAGCCGCAGAGGUGUGUAUGUGAAAGUCACUCGGUGCGUGCCGCUUUUCGCAGUAGUAAUCAAAGUAUGUUAGGAAAUG